AAAUUAAACAAAUUCUUGUGAAACACGUAAUGUAAGCAGUCUAGACACAGCAGAGCACACAAAAUGAAUGGUAAGCAGUUGUUUUUAGUUCUGGCCACUGUCCUGGUCCUGGGCAGCAGCCUACAAGUGGAGGCGACAGAGACAACCGACAACAAGACCGGGCAAUUUGUGCCCACGAAGGAAUGGCAGGUGAUCAACGAAGGUCAGGCAAUACCAAAGGGCUUACACGUGCGCAUUAAUUUGCAGACCGGCCUGAAAGAAGCCAAGUUGCUGGACGAGAGCGAACGUGGCACAGCGCUGCAGAGCAGCCAGACAAUAGACGAAACUGACGGUGAACCGCUGCCCCUGGACUACAAGAAAGAUUUGAUUGAGGCGUCGCAGCGCCACGCCAAGGAGUACGUGGAGCUACGAAAGGCCUACAAGGAGUUCCAGAAGAAUUUUCGGACCGAUGGCGAGCUGGUUGUUCAACUGAUCGGACAGUACCGAAACUUCAGCAAGAACCCCUUGGAGUCCGAGCUGAAGCCCAAGCUGGACGCACUGGAGACUCUGGAGUUUUUGCUCCAUCAAAUCGAUAAUGCCUUGGUGUUCAUUGAUAACGGCGGAUUGGAUGACGUGUUGCUGCCGAUCGUUGUGAACGACACAAAUACGGCGCUAAGAGUAUCCGCCAUGCGAGUGCUGGGCUCCCUGACGAGCAACAAUCCCAAGGCCCAAAUCAAGGUGUUUGAGAAGAGCUUCGGUUCCCAUCUGUCCCAGAUAAUCAUCAGCUCCACAAAUACUGCAGAAAUCUCCUCGGCGUUACAUGCCUUUGGGGCGCUGCUGCGAAAGUUCCCGCUGGCCCAAAAGCGCGUCCUCUCCACCUCGGGCACACAGGCUCUGAUUCGGGUCCUCCGCAGCCCGGAAAUGGAGCUUCGCAGCAAGGGAAAAGUGGUAACGCUGAUCAGUGAUUUGGUCCAGGAGAAGCGUUUUGCUCUGGAGGGCAGCAAAGACAUGCCAGAUGCCGCCUCGUCCACCGCCCAGUAUGUGCUCAUCGAGUUUGAGCCCUGGCUGGAGACUCAGGGCUACUGCAGAGCAUUGGAUGAUGUGCUAUCCAAGGACUUCCUGCACUUGUUGGACCAACCCGAGCUAGUGGAGCAGUUCUCGACGGCCAUAUGGACCACGCAGAGUAUGUGUCACAGCGUCUGGUCGCAGAGCUCGGCCCUGCGGCAUGCCUUGCUCACGAUCCGGAAUAGAUAUGCCAACAGCAAGGAUGAGUAUCGCCUAGAGGUGUCGCAUGCGCUGAACAAUAUCUGCAAAAGGCUCUACGACAAGGCGAAGCAGCACACAGAACUGUAGGUGGAAACGUAGCCAAUUUUAGUUGUAUUUCGUAUGUAUUUAAGCUUAUUAUUUAAGUUGAUUUGAAUUCAAUUCGAACGCCAAAUCGCAGGACUCCAAAUAUGUUUAGGUUAAGUCUGAGGAUACUUAUGUUAACACAGUUGCCAAGUACUUGUGAUGCGCACAGAAUGCUCUUAAUGUAAAAAUAGAACUGGUCAUAAAUGUC
Molecule: messenger RNA, 1537 nt
Organism: Drosophila persimilis
Lineage: Eukaryota; Metazoa; Arthropoda; Insecta; Diptera; Drosophilidae
Gene: Sil1
Product: nucleotide exchange factor SIL1
Exons: 2
Coding region: 64-1332 (422 amino acids)
Source: RefSeq, a predicted model, not a curated record